Molecule: messenger RNA, 3043 nt
Organism: Octopus sinensis (East Asian common octopus)
Lineage: Eukaryota; Metazoa; Mollusca; Cephalopoda; Octopoda; Octopodidae
Product: major egg antigen
Exons: 3
Coding region: 549-1583 (344 amino acids)
Biological process (GO): protein refolding; response to heat
Molecular function (GO): protein folding chaperone
Source: RefSeq, a predicted model, not a curated record
AAGAGAAAGCGAAAGAGAAAAAGAAAGCUACAAAGCAGGAAAGAACGAAUAAUAACGAAAAAACAAACAAAAAGAUAAAAAUAGAAAACGCAAGAAAAAGAGAGAGAAAGAACAUUGCAUUCUGGAAACGAGUCUAAUUCUUAGAAAUUCUCAUCAGCUAAAUAUAUAUAUAUAUAUGCGCAUAUAAAUAUAUACAUAUAUACAAACGUAUAUAUGUAUUUGUGUAUAUAUGUAUGUAUAAAACUUUUGCUUCUUACUUAGUAUCGUUAUUUGUACAUUAUUACUUUUGUUUUUCCACUUGUGCGGAUCCAAAUUUUGGUAGAUCGUUACCUGGAAUUUGAACAGCUCUUUUAUUCCCUCCGAGAAUCUCUACUCGCUUGCUUUACUCACUUCACUCAAUCACGCAACCAACAGACAACAUAUCAAUUAAAAGUGAGACAGCUGACCCAUCGAAAACUUUGAGAGAGUGGUGCUUUCCUCCUACUCUACUUCCUCUUCUUCUACUUGUCUUUUCUACAACUAAACGGCAAUUAUAUUUAGCCACAGCAAUGUCCGGUCCGACGUACAAGCAUAUUACGGUAUUCAGGGAGGUACCAACAGCCAGAGACGAAAACAGAAGCGCCAUGGCUCACUAUCGCACUGAAGUUCAUAUUCCAGUAAAAAAAGAUAGUUUAACUUUUGAGGACCGCCAAAGGAAAGCGUGGAAUAGUAUAGAAACCCAGGUAACCGAAAAACGCUCUCAAUGGGAGAAAGAUUUUCAGAAAAUGAAAGAAGACUUCUUCACCUUAACUCCGACUGAUGCGACAAGCGUAGAUAAGUUCUCCAAGGUUGAAGGAUUCAGGAGUCUGUACGAAGUCGACAGUCAAGGUAUCAGGAAACUGAAAAUUUGCUUUGACGUCUCUGACUUCAGUCCUGAGGAAAUACAAGUCAAAAUUCAAGACAACAGAAUUGUAAUUCAUGGAAAAAAUGAAGAAAAGAAAGGUAAUUCCACAUUCAGUCGUGAAUACAGUCGACAGAUAGAUAUUCCUUGGGAUGUUGAUCAAGAUAAAAUAACCUGCGUCGUCAGUAAAGACGGUAUUCUUACAGUGGAAGGACCGACACAUCAGCAAUCUCCUUUUAAGGAAGCAACGUUUCUACCAAUAAAAUGUGAAAAUGUUCCCAGCAUAUCGCACAAGACAUCCGUGCAGAACCCAAUAAUUACAGAACCAGACGGUUCCAGGAAACUGCAGCUUCAAGUAGACAUUGGCGAAUUCAAACCAGAAGAGGUAGUUGUUAAAACCAUGGACCGGAAAUUAGUCGUUUCAGCUCGUCAUGAAGAGAAGAGAGAAGGAAGGACCAUGCAUAAAGAAUUCAACAAAGAAUACGAACUACCAGAAUCUGUGGAUCCAAUGAGUGUUAAUGCUUUUCUGGCUGAAGAUGGCAAACUCACGAUAGAAGCACCACUAAAACCCUUACCCCGCCAAUCCUACGCCGUAACACAAAGUUCUGAUGUUAAGAAAGUUGUUGUGACCAAAGAAUCUCAGUUUACCAUAACUGACAGUGCCAACCGUCCAAUGGUUACCAUUAGUGUACAUCCACGUUGAGAAAGUAAUCCGAAAUAAAACGUGCAAGAACAUUUUUUUGUUUUUUUUUUUCCGUGGAAUAUAUUAUUUUAAAAACUGAAGGUUGAAGGACGAAUAAUGUAAAAGAAGAGCUGUAUAGUAAAUUUAUUUUUAAAAAUACAAUGAUAAAAAAAAUACAAUGAUAAAAUUAUAAGCUAUUAAACAAACAGUUAUAGGUUAGAAUUUCUUGGCGUUCCUAAUUCUUCUUCGUUGACAAAAACAAUUUUUCCGAUUGUAGCAUUUUCUUAAAUAGAAAACUAUAGAAAUAGAAGGGAAAGAAAGAAAACCAAUAUUUGAAACUGAACGGAAAACAUAUAACUACCACCAAUGCAACUACUACUAUCAUAACGACAACAACAAUAGCGAUAUAAACAGCAAUAAUGUUUAUGUUAAUAUUAUUAUUUUACAAUUAGUACAAAUUUUGUAGAGUUGCAUAUAACGUUGAGUAUGUAUGUGUGUAUUGCAUGUAUGCAUUAUAAAUGUAUGUAUUACAUGAAGAUAAUACACACAUAUAUACUCAACAUUUAAUGCAACUCAGCGAAAUUUAUACUAAUUAAGUACUAAUGAAGAUAGUAUGUAAUGUAAUGUAAGGUAUGUCUCCAUAUUGUGAAGAACAAGGGUAAAAGUACUCUACACAUAAUAUAGAGUAUGGCUGUAUUUCUAUAUUUAUCCAGCUGAGCCGUGUGCCGUGACUUGUGUUUUGUGCUUGCACUAUCGUUCAGAUGGCAGCUUGAUCUACAGGGUACACAUACACACAGAUCAAAUUGUUGUAUCAACGAGCGUGUAACAGAAACUUAAUUAUAGGCAUUCAGCUCAUCAAAACACACACACACACAAAGACAUAUACAUUUGGUUAAUCUGUUCUCGUAUGUGCCUAAAGCAGCGCUAUCUCAUAAUCUUUAUUUUCUUAAAAAAAACCUCGCCCUAAACCUUCCGUCGAUAAAAAUAGUAAGCUACAAUGAUUACAGAACAAUAGAGAAAGAAAAAAGAGAGAAAGAAAAGAACGAAAGCAUGAACGACAGUUAAAAAAUGCUGAAAUUUAUUUAUUUAUUUCACUAUGUUUUGUCCUUUUUUUUUCCUCCUCACCCUAGGAUUGUUACCAAUCAAUCUGAACUGUUAUCAAAUCUGAUAAAUAUGGCUUCUAGAUGAGACAAGUAUUUUGGAAAUGAGUUUUGUGCGUGAGAAUUGACAGAAGUUAGAUAAGCUGUUAUAUAAAAAAAAUAUAACAAAAUGUUCCCUAUUUUUGCUUUUUUUCAUUUGAUUGAGUAUUAUUCUGAUAAUAUAAUUUUGUUUUAGUUUCUGUAAAACUUUGGUCUAUUCACUCGACAUCUCAGCUUUCCGUCGCACAAGAGAGCGAUCAGCAACUGUAAGAGAUAAAUAAAAAGAAAACAAUAAAAAAAUGCACAUGAAACUUAAUGACUAUAAAAUCUCUACAUACGUUC